AAUACUUUACCACCAGGUCAGAACUUGGUUAAGAAGGGGCAUCUGCAAACAGUCAGAUCCUUUAACUACCAGAACUCGGAUGAAUGAAUAUCUUCUUUGACGCUCAUCUCAACUCGUAAAGAACAUGGAUGCCAUGAAGGAAGAGGACAUCUAUGACUUUCUACCAGAGCAUUUGUCUGCAGACAUGAAGGAGGAGGACAUCUAUGACUUUCUACCAGAGCAUUUGUCUGCAGACAUGAAGGGUAGUGGUACUUGGACACCAACGUGCAAAGAAGAACCGUGUUUGUCGCAUGAAAUUAAAGGAGAGAAGUUUCAAGUCAUGGAAUGUAAUGGUCAUGAGACCACUUCUGAAAUUCAACCAUCAGCUCCAUCACAACAGGCAUUAUCUCUGAAGGCGAUUAAAGAGGAGGACAUUUAUGAUUUCCCUCCAGAGCAUUUGUACAGAACUAAGGAGGAAGAGAAUGAAACAGACACAUUGGACAUGAAAGAAGAAGCCCUGGACAUGAAAAAGGAACCAGAGUCUUCUCGAAUGGAACACAAUGCACACAUGACUCCAUCAGGUGAACUCCAGGCAGCUCAUAAUAACACAGACCAACAUCAGUGUGCCACAUGUGGGAAAGGAUUUGCAUUGAAGGCAUAUCUCAAAAAACACCAGAGAAUUCAUACUGGGGAAAGGCCUUACCAGUGUGCUACAUGUGGACAAGAAUUUGCUAAGAAAAGCAACCACUUAGCUGCUCACCAGAGAAUUCAUACUGGGGAAAGGCCUUACCGGUGUGCCACAUGUGGUAAAGGCUUUACACAUAAAGUUAACCUCAUCACCCAUCAGAGAAUCCAUACUGGAGAAAAGCCAUAUCGGUGCUCAACAUGCGGUGCAGUCUUUUCACAGAAAAGCUCUUUAGCUGAUCACCAGAGAAUCCAUAGUGGAGAAAAGCCUUACCAGUGUGACACAUGUGGAAAAGGCUUUAUAGAGAAAAGAACUCUCGGCAGGCAUCAAAGAACCCAUACUAGGGAAAAACCAUUUCACUGUUCAGCAUGCGGUGCAGCCUUUUCAUACAGCAGCUCUUUAGCUAAUCACCAGAGAAUCCAUACUGGAGAAAAGCCUCACCAGUGUGCUACAUGUGGAAAAGGCUUUAUAAGCAAAAGUACUCUCGACAGGCAUCAAAGAAUCCAUACUGGAGAAAAGCCUUACCAGUGUACUAUGUGUGGAGAAUAUUUUGCAGGUAAAGAUAAACUCAUCACCCACCAGGAAAUCCACAUUGAGAGCAACAACAUGGAUGCCAUGAAGGAAGAGGACAUCUAUGACUUUCUACCAGAGCAUUUGACUACAGACAUGAAGGAAGAGGACAUCUAUGACUUUCUACCAGAGCAUUUGUCUGCAGACAUGAAGGGUAGUAGUACUUGGACACUAACAUGCAAAGAAGAACCGUGUUUGUUGCAUGAAAUUAAAGGAGAGAAGUUUCAAGUCAUGGAAUUAAGCGGUCAUGAGAGCACUUCUACAACUCAACCAUCAGCUCCAUCACAGCAGGCAGCAUCUCUGAAGGCGAUUAAAGAGGAGGACAUUCAUGAUUUCCUCCCAGAGUAUUUGUACAGAACUAAGGAGGAAGAGAAUGAAACAGACACAUUGGACAUGAAAGAAGAAGCCCUGGACAUGAAAAAGGAACCAGAGUCUUCUCGAAUGGAACACAAUGCACACAUGACUCCAUCAGGUGAACUCCAGGCAGCUCAUAAUAACACAGACCAACACCAGUGUGCCACAUGUGGGAAAGGAUUUGCAUUGAAGGCAUAUCUCAAAGAACACCAGAGAAUCCAUACUGGAGAAAGGCCUUACCAGUGUGCCACAUGUGGAAAACGAUUUGCAUUGAAGGCAUAUCUCAAAAAACACCAGAGAUUUCAUACUAGGGAAAGGCCUUACCAGUGUAAUACAUGUGGAAAAGGCUUUACACAGAAAGGUGACCUCAUCACCCAUCAGAGAAGACAUACUGGGGAAAGGCCUUACCAGUGUGCCACAUGUGGAAAAGGCUUUACACAGAAAGGUAACAUCAUCAAGCAUCAGAGAAUCCAUACUGGGGAAAGGCCUUACCAGUGUGCCACAUGUGGAAAAGGCUUUACACAGAAAGGUGACCUCGUGACCCAUCAGAGAAUCCAUACUGGAGAAAAGCCAUAUCAGUGCUCAACAUGCGGUGCAGUCUUUUCACAGAGAAGCUCUUUAGCUGAUCACCAGAGAAUCCAUACAGGGGAAAGGCCAUACCAGUGUGCUACAUGUGGAAGAGUCUUCGUCAGGAAAAGUGACCUCAUCAAGCAUCAAAGAACCCAUACCGGAGAAAAGCCUUACCAGUGUACUACAUGUGGAAAAUAUUUUACACGUAAAGAUAACCUCAUCACCCACCAAGAAAUCCACAUUGAGAGCAACUAACAGCAGUGCAAAAGUCUGUGAAGAGCAUCUGCAAGUUGAGACUGGAGAACAAGACCUGUUGCACUUUGUUCCAUCUGCAUGUUGUAUAGGAAUCAUGCUGAUUGUAAAUUCAGUUCUAUUGUACAUUUACUAAGAUAUUCAACAUCAAUGUAUUUGAUUUAUUUGUGGUGAGGAUCAUGAUAUAGAUGAUACUAUGUACAGAAAAUGACAAGUCAAUGUAAUUACAAUAGAUUAUAAAAAAAACUGGUUUUAAUGUUCUGACCAUAUUUUAUAUCACAAAACAUAUUUUCAGAAGGCUCCCUGGUUAGAAUUACAAUAUAGAGUCAAACUA
Molecule: messenger RNA, 2744 nt
Organism: Engraulis encrasicolus (European anchovy)
Lineage: Eukaryota; Metazoa; Chordata; Actinopteri; Clupeiformes; Engraulidae
Product: zinc finger protein ZFP2-like
Exons: 6
Coding region: 125-2413 (762 amino acids)
Biological process (GO): regulation of transcription by RNA polymerase II
Cellular component (GO): chromatin; transcription regulator complex; PcG protein complex
Molecular function (GO): RNA polymerase II cis-regulatory region sequence-specific DNA binding; DNA-binding transcription factor activity, RNA polymerase II-specific
Source: RefSeq, a predicted model, not a curated record